Ceraceosorus guamensis is the source of this 2442-nucleotide messenger RNA. Its product is annotated as putative beta-glucosidase. Gene Ontology annotation, biological process: glucan catabolic process. The record is from RefSeq and is a predicted model, not a curated record. Bases 1 to 2442 code for a protein of 813 amino acids. NCBI's taxonomy places the organism in Eukaryota, Fungi, Basidiomycota, Exobasidiomycetes, Ceraceosorales, Ceraceosoraceae. Gene Ontology annotation, molecular function: beta-glucosidase activity. The transcript has 9 exons.
AUGAAGGAGGAAUCUGCCAACGCUGAAAUUAAUGCUGAGGCAAAAGCAAGCAGCAAGAAGAAUGACGCAGCCCACGCUUCUGCUACUGCCCACGCUCAGACUGAAGGCUCGGCCAGCGCUGGCAUUGCAGGUGACCAACAAGACCACAACGGAAAGGCGGGUCUCAUUCAGAACGUUGGCCGCAACCGCAGGUGGAAGACUGCCAUUGCAAAGGCAAAGGAUGCUGUGGGCAAGCUCACUCUCGAGGAGCGAGUUGCUCUCAUGACUGGUGUCGGUUGGGAGCGUGGUCCGCUACCCAGGUGUGUGGGGAACAUUGCCCCUCAGAAGAAGAUUGGCUUCGAGGGCCUUUGUCUGCAAGACUCGCCCGUCGGUGUGCGUUUCGCAGACCUGGUCACUCCUUUCCCGACGGGCAUCACCACAGCUGCCACUUUCAGCAAGGACUUGGCCUACAAACGUGGUGUGGCCCAGGGGCAGCAAGCUCGGGCCAAAGGUGUUUCCAUCCUCUUGGGCCCUGGCUUGAACUUUGGACGCGCGCCUGCUGCGGGAAGAAAUUGGGAGUACGGCGGAGAGGACCCCUACUUGAUCGGUGUGGCAGGGGCACAGAACAUCAAGGGCAUACAGUCCCAGCAUGUUCAAGCGUGUGCCAAACACUUCGUACUGAAUGACCAGGAAACGCUCCGCAACACCUACUCGAGCAAUGUAGACGAGCGCUCUCUCUACGAGCUGUACCUGCACCCCUUCAAGGAUGCUGUUGAGGCAGACACCGCCACAGUCAUGGCGUCUUAUAACAGAAUCAACGAGACGUGGGCGACGGAGAAUCCGGAGCUCCUUGGCAAUAUCCUGAAGUACAGGCUGGGCCACAAUGGAGCUACCAUCAGCGAUUGGGGAGCACAGCACAACAACGUAGAGUCGGCAAACGGCUAUCUUGACAUGGCUCAACCGGGACAGACAGCAUGCUGCGACAAGAGCAUCGGCACCUACUUCUGGAACGAGAAUCUGGUCGCCGCUGUAAACAAUGGCUCUGUUCCUGCCGACCGAGUGGCGGACGCAGCGGAGCGUGUGCUGGCGGGCUACUACCUGCUGGACCAGGACCAGCCUCAUCCCAAACCCAACUUCGAUUCGUUCGACCCACUCGACCCGAGCAAUCAACACGUCAAUGUGAUCAAGCCGGAGCACGUCCAAGUUGCACGCGAAGUUGCAGCUGCUGGUACCGUUCUGCUGCAGAACAAGAAGAAGGCACUUCCUUUGAAUGUCAAGAAGCUAAGGAAGCUCGCAGUGAUCGGCCCUCAGGCAGGCCCGGCCAUCAAUGGCGCCAACGCUUUCGGCGAUCGUGGUGGAGUCGAUGGCUACCUCGGCAUGGGUUGGGGCUCAGGUACUGCGGAGUACCCUUUCCUCGUCGAUCCCCUCAACGAGCUCAAUCAGCUCGCACGCAAGACGCCCUUCGGACUGUACUGGAGUCUCAACGCCACGGACUACGACCGCAUCCCCAAGGUGGCAGAUGAAAGACUGGGCGUUGACGCUGCCUUGGUUUUUGUCUACGCCGACAGCGGUGAAGGCUACAUCUCUCUCGAGAACGGUGUCACUGGUGACCGUUCCAAUUUGACGUUCUGGAACACCGGCCCAGAGCUCAUCAAGCGCACUGCCGCUGUCAACAGCAACACGAUUGUGAUUGUCCAGUCGCCAGACGCCAACGACUACGAAGAUGUCAUUUCGAACCCCAACGUGACCGCGAUCAUCUGGUCUGGCAUGGGCGGAGAAGAAGGUGGCAGCGCCCUUGUUGACGUGCUCACUGGCAAGACCAACCCAUCCGGACGUCUCCCAUUCACGAUUGCAAAGAAGAGAUCCGAUUACUCAGCCGACGUGAACUACUUCCCAGGUCUGUCCGACACGCCUGCAUCUUUCGACCAGGCUCAACUCCCCUACACUGAGAAGCUUGAGGUCGGUUACCGCCACUUCGACGCCAAGAAUAUCGAGCCCAGAUUCGCGUUUGGACACGGUCUGAGCUACACCUCCUUCAAGUACUCUGGCGCUCGUGGCAAAUGGCUCGACCAAAAGGAAUGGAACUCCCGCGCUUGGUCGUGGCCUACUCCAAAGUGGAUCAAUGAGCCCGUGAGCAUCGCAGACCCCGUUUGCUCAUGCGUGUAUGAGGUAUCCUUCACCGUGCAGAACAGUGGAGGACGUGACGGUCACGAAGUGCCUCAAGUCUACUUGUCCUUCCCAGCAGCCGCAGGCGAGCCGCCGAAGGUCCUUCGUCUCUUUGACCGGGUACCUAUUCCAGCUGGUCAAUCCAAGCACAUCACCUGGCAGCUGACGAGGUACGACCUCUCCAUCUGGUCAACCGAGAAGCAACGCUGGAUACACCCGGCCGGCGACUACAAGCUUCAAAUUGGAGCCUCUUCGCGCGAUAUCAGAUUGAACGUCGACUUCAAGAGCGCAGCUUGA